UUUGAUUUGCUUUUGAAUUAACUUUUUGGAGGAAUAUUUCUGAAAGUAAUAGCAGGCAUUGUUCAAUAUGUCUCUCCACAAAGUGUCGGACACUUCGCUGACCUCCCCAUCAACAUCUGAGUCCAAACAGGCAAAACUGUAUGUAGUCAAGGAGGCAAAAGGGCUUCCUGAGCUAAAGGAGAAGAAAUCCACGAUGAAUCACCUCAAACCCCUUCCUACUUCCCUUCAGAAUGAAUUCAGAAUCCCUGAGGAAGUUCUUAUCUCCCUGAACUAUGCAGCCAAUGCUGGUCCCUGUCCUGAAAACUUACUGCCUGCGAAGAAAUGUAAAGCCCCAAAGGGUGCCCUUCCGCGGCUUGUAGAUCAUGUCUGGCAGCACCCUAUUCGAAGAGAUAAAUUCAAAUACCUGAUUGAUCAUCCUGUCUCCCUAACAGGAGCUGGAAGGGAUAUUUCUUUCCUGUAUGAUGUUAAAUACGUGAAAGGAGAGACCAGGGAGAACAAACUUUGUCCCCCAAACAAGUCAACACAGUCACAGACCGGUGCCAUGGUGCCUCAUAAGCAGAAGACAUUAGCAGACACUUUGGUUCCUGAGGAAUUUCAUAUUGUGUCAAAUACAGGAGUUUCGGGUUUGGAGUGUUAUGACGACAAAUACACCACCCUCCUCACAGACAGUGAGAACAGGCUGUUGCUCUUCCCAUCCAUGAAACCUAAUAAGAGGGUGGAAGUGGUCCAGCUGAGUGACGUGAUGGACACCAUGCUGGAGAGGGCUGGAGUGGAAAAUGAGAACUAUGUAGGGCCAACCAAGAUGCACCAGCUGCUCCAUGUGUUGAAGAAGGAGCAGAGCAUUUACAACACAGUGUUUCAUGAGCUGAUUCGACAGGUCAGCGUGGACUGCGUAGACCGAGGGGAGCUGCUGUCAAGAAUCAGAGAGAAGUACGUGCAAAUGCUUGACCAUAUCGCCCGGCAGAUGAUUGAAUUUUACAAAGACCUGGUGACUCAGCGGCUGAUGGACCAGCGCAUCUUACAAGAACUGUAUAACUUCAAGAACGUGAUUGAGGAACUGACCAGGGAACUUUGUCUGGUUCGGGACCAUGACAGGAAAUUAACAAAGGAAGCAGAGAAAGUCCAGAAGGACCUGGCAGAAGCUCUUUUGGAAGCAGAAAAGAAUGCCAAAAUAGUAGAAGACUACCAUGACUUAUACACAAUGCAGAGAGGAAGGAUGGAGAGUGAUAUUAAACUCUUAAUGGCGGAGAGAGACAUUUGGAGCUCAGCCACAUACGAGCUGGCCCUAAAGGUAAUUGAAAGAAAUAGAGUUAUACUGGCUAAAAAACUCUACCUUAGUGAAAAAGGCUGGAAUAAAUAUGCUAAGCAUUUCAUUAUAAUGCUGUCAUCCAAGGACACUGGAGACCUUGGAAUGGUGGAGAAGCUGACAGAAAAAUGGAAAAAGUUAGUGAACAAAUUUAAGCAGGAUGUGGAACACACGGAGGAAUCUACAAAAGAAAAAUCACAACUUGUGAAGGCUGGGCUCAUCAAAUGGCAGGAAUUCUUCAACAACAACAUCGGAAAAGAUAUUGUAAUCCCUAAUAAGAGAAACCCAUUCACCAUAGUUCUGAAUGACUUCAAGGAGUAUGAGAAGAUGCUGGAUGAGGAGAAAGAGAAGUAUACAGGGGAUUUUCUAUUAUCCAGAUAUGACGCUCUCAAAGUGAUUAAACGCUUACAGGAAAACUGGACAGACAUUGGGUUUGGGAUACUUAGUCGUCAUAAAAGUAUGGAUGGGUUGUUACCACCAGAGCACGAGUACAUGGAAGAUAUGAUAAAAAACAUAAACAAAUUCUACAGAGAAUAUGAAAUAAGAAUAAAUGGUGACCAUGGUAUCUCUAAAGUUCUUCCAAACUUGGUCAUUUCUUUGGACAUGUGUGUUUUCAAGUUAGAAAACUUCUUAGACUAUUCUAAAAUGCCCGCUGACGAGUGGAUUGAAGUUGAUGAAAAGAUUAAUGAAAUGAAGUUUCAGCUGGAAUCACUGUUAAACAUCAUUGGUUCCGUUCCACAGGGCAUGGACAUGGACUCUGGCUUGGCACUCCAAGCACAUAUAUAUGAAAUGAUUCAACAAUGGCUUUUGAAGUUAGGCAACGAAAUCACCAAUGGUCAAGUCGAACUUCUUCGCCAUAUGGAUGAACUGCACAUAGCUAUGAUCCAGUGGAUGGUAAAUUUGCUGACCAUCAUGCUUCCUGAUUUUACUGACCAAGGCAUUGUCCCAACGGUGAAGGAGGACAACUUAGAUAUCAUUGAGGAGCAUGAUAUAGGAGUCGCAGAAUUAGAGUUAAAUGCAAUUUCACUGGCCAAGCGGUUGGCACGCUACUCCAGCUACUUGCACAGUUGCUGCGUAGGCAUGGUUAGAGCAAUGGCCCUGAGUCGAGCUGCUCACUUACAGAAGAAUCCUGCUAAGGACCGUCAGGAACUGGAUAAGAUGAACAGAGAAUGUUAUGAUUGGAUCAGCACAUGUUCAUACCUCAUUUCUGAUAUCAAAGGCAGGAGAAUACGCCUACUGUCAUAUGAGGAAGCAGAGAAGCUGCUUGGGGAAGAGGAAGCUACAAAAAUUUAUUUUGAUCCCGAAAAGCCUCAUAUUGAUGAUGAUACCGAUGAUGAAACUGACUUUAAGGAGCCUGAGGGUCAAGAAAAGGAAGCAUCACCACCACCACCAACAGCAGAAGCAGAAGCAACAGAGGCAGCAGAAGCAGCAGAGGCAGCAGAGGCAGCAGAGGCAGCAGAGGCAGCAGAGGCAGAAGCAACAGAGGCAGCAGAAGUAGAAACAACAGAAGCAGCAGAAGUCACAACAGAAGCAGCAGAAGGCACAACAGAACAGGAACCUUCAACAUCUACAAACAAGAAAACCAUUCGAUACAUUAAGAAAGAUGAAAAUGUUCAUUGCAAACCUCUCUUUGAAAAAGACAUAUUUAUAUCCUGGAGAGAACCUGCUAAUCAAGGUGUAUUGGAGCCAAAGUAUCUUGAAAUAAUGAAUGUAAUUGAACAUAUGCAGGAGAAACUAAUAGAGAUGGACAACAGGGCCAGAGAGGCCGAGGAGAGGUUUGAUGAGGUGAACGAGCAGCUCCAUCACACCAUCAUCAAGAACAGAGAUCUGGAGAAGGAACUAGAAGAACUGGUGAAGAAAACCAUCAAAGGCUCGCAGGUGAAGAUAGAAGACACCAAGGAGAAUCAAGGGGGAGAGGAGGAAGGAGAGGAGCACCCAAAAGUAAAAAAGUCCCCCAAAUCUGCCAAGAAAGAUACACAGUCCGUAGACAGUUCUGAAGCAUCUGGAAGUCGGACUAAACCUAAGAGCAAACCCAAGUAG
Apodemus sylvaticus (European woodmouse) is the source of this 3346-nucleotide messenger RNA. It is a transcript of the gene Axdnd1, whose product is annotated as axonemal dynein light chain domain containing 1. The transcript is spliced from 25 exons. Bases 68 to 3346 code for a protein of 1092 amino acids. NCBI's taxonomy places the organism in Eukaryota, Metazoa, Chordata, Mammalia, Rodentia, Muridae. The record is from RefSeq and is a predicted model, not a curated record.